Procambarus clarkii (red swamp crayfish) is the source of this 1689-nucleotide messenger RNA. Lineage: Eukaryota; Metazoa; Arthropoda; Malacostraca; Decapoda; Cambaridae. The record is from RefSeq and is a predicted model, not a curated record.
CUGCAGCAUGUCCCUGAACAGUCUUGUCACAGACAGCCCACAGGUGCAGGAAAAUGCUGCCAGUAUCUCUUCCAACUACAACCUAUCCUCUACGUUGCAGGCAAGUGAAGGAACUGGAGCUAUAGCUUCCGUUGAGACCGUGACAGCCAACUUGGACAUAUUCCGGGAACACGCUUUAUAUGGACUGCUACUGGAGCUGAGUAUGGCACACCAUAGCUGUAAUGGAUGCGGGUCCUUCAGAUGUUCUGUACUGUUGUGUUCGUUACUACCCGAGUCCACCAAUGACAUGAUGAACAUCUACUUCAAGAAAAAUGAGAAAAUACCAAGAUUCCUUUCAAAAAUCAUGAACAAUGAAGUGGACACGGCUGUACGCUGGUGUAUUGAGAUCUCUUAUCCGAGACUUUUAGAAAGAAUGAAAGCCUGCAAGCCGACAUACGUUGCAAAAUUAAUUGGUUUAGUAGAGGCAAGUGUGUGUGUGCUUUUGAAAUGCGAAAGCAAAGAUGUUAACAGCGCCAGCAGCUCCUGCGGCUUGUCAAAAACGCCAUGUGCUCAUACUACUACUGAACAGCAGGCCCCAACAACCGCUGUGGAUACAACACUGGAGCUUGGCAGGACAGCUGUACAAGAAGGUACAUCUAGAACGUCCCAGCACCUGGAGAUUUCGGAUGCCACCUCCAUUUCAUCCUGUCUACCUCCCAGGGGGUACACAUUUGAGGCAAGUGAAGGAACUGGAGCUAUAGCUUCCGUUGAGACCGUGACAGCCAACUUGGACAUAUUCCGGGAACACCCUUUAUAUAGACUGCUACUGGAGCUGAGUAUGGCACACCAUUGCUGUAGUGCAGAAAAGUCCUCAAGAUGUUCUGUGCUGUUGUGUUCGUUCCUACCCGAGUCCACCAAUGACAUGAUGCAACUCCAUUUGAAGAGAAACAAGAAAAUUGAAGGAACACUUUCAAAAAUCACGAACAAUGAAGACUUAAAAGUGGACACGGCUAUACGCAGGUGCAUUGAGACCACUUAUCCGUCACUUUUAUCAAAAACGAAAGUCAUCAGGUCGACAUACACCAAACGGGUCUUGGAUACAGUAACUUGCCAAUUAGAAAUGUACCUAAUGGCAGCAUACAAAAGUGCUAACAGCGCCAGCAGCUCCUGCGGCUUGUCAAAAACGCCAUGUGCUCAUACUACUACUGAACAGCAGGCCCCAACAACCGCUGUGGAUACAACACUGGAGCUUGGCAGGACAGCUGUACAAGAAGGUACAUCUAGAACGUCCCAGCACCUGGAGAUUUCGGAUGCCACCUCCUAUAUACUUCCCAGGGGGUACACAUAUGAGGAAAUUAAGCCUCUGUGGACAUGGCUGUCAUGUAACGCUCCAAGAAAACCCAGCAGAAGAGAGAAGGCUGCCUUGGUCAUAGAAUCGGGAUUGUCAAGCAGCGAAGUAACGACGUGGUUUUCUGCCUUUUAUCGAAGAAAUAGGCUCAUGCCGGUAGAUUGAAUUUAUUUUAAAUUGAGAGAAAUAAAAAUAAAAAUUUUUACUUUAGAAAUAAAAUUCUAAAGUAGAGAAAUUUUCUCUACUUUAGAAUUUAUAUAGGAAUUUUAUAUAGGUAGAAUUUAUAUAGGAAUUUUAUAUUUGUAGAAUUUAUAUAGCCAGUUUUUUUUUUUUUUUUUUUAUUCCUAAGAAAUUGUGAACAC